Amphiprion ocellaris (clown anemonefish) is the source of this 2171-nucleotide messenger RNA. RefSeq names its product matrix metallopeptidase 17a. The transcript is spliced from 11 exons. The record is from RefSeq and is a predicted model, not a curated record. Bases 256 to 2043 code for a protein of 595 amino acids. Gene Ontology annotation, biological process: collagen catabolic process; proteolysis; extracellular matrix organization. Gene Ontology annotation, cellular component: extracellular matrix. Gene Ontology annotation, molecular function: metalloendopeptidase activity; zinc ion binding. Lineage: Eukaryota; Metazoa; Chordata; Actinopteri; Pomacentridae.
CUCCAGAAGCUCGAGACGCUGCCGACAGAGCGGUGAGCUCGCGCCUCCGUGUUCCGGAUCUUUACCGUCUCUGAUGGACUUCUGACAUAAAGACGCGGAAAACACGCAGCUAUCCGCCUCCUGCGACCCCUCAGUGAGGUAGACUUGAAUUCUUCCCCCACGAGUGUCGGCGUGUGACUUACCCCGUGGAUGCGGCUGUCGGGGUCGGUGUCUGGAGCCCUGCAGGAUCGGCCUGUCACCGCUUAGGGCAUCAUCAUGUCUCCCCACAAGUGGAUGAGGAAUAUUUCUCCUGAGAUGCUGCUGCUGCUUCUGGUGCCCAUGCUGUGUUUUUUACCUCAGACCGGAGCGGCUCCUUCUCCCACUACCGAGCAGCUGGACAUGGGGGUGGACUGGCUGAGUAAGUUCGGCUACCUCCCUCCUCCUGACCCGGUGACCGGCCAGCUUCAGACCAAGGAGGCCCUCACCAAGGCCAUCAAAGCCAUGCAGAAGUUUGGAGGGCUGAAGGAGACCGGAGUCUUCGACCAAGCCACCCUGGGUCUAAUGAAAACGCCCAGAUGUUCUCUGCCAGAUGUGUCUGAGGUGGAGGGGACGACGGGUCGAAGGAAACGGAGCUCGAACCCUCAGAACAAAUGGAAUAAGAGGCAUCUAUCCUGGAGAGUGAGGACCUUCCCGAAGGACUCGGCCUUACUGGGCAGGGACACCGUCCGGGCCCUGAUGUACUACGCUUUGAAGGUGUGGAGCGACAUCGCGCCGCUGAACUUCCACGAGGUGGCCGGCAGCGACGCAGACAUUCAGAUCGACUUCACUAAAGCCGACCACAAUGACGGAUAUCCCUUUGACGGACCGGGGGGAACAGUGGCUCAUGCGUUUUUCCCCGGAGAGAGAUUCACAGCUGGAGAUACACACUUCGAUGACGACGAGGCCUGGACCUUCAGAUCUCCAGAGACUCAUGGGAUGGAUCUGUUUGCGGUUGCAGUCCAUGAGUUCGGUCACGCCAUCGGCCUGGUCCACACCUCGGCCAUCGAGUCCAUCAUGAGGCCCUACUACCAGGGUCCUGUGGGAGACCCUCUGAAAUACGACCUGCCCUACGAAGACAAAGUCCGAGUCUGGCAGCUUUACGGGGUUAGAGACUCAGUGUCCCACACAAACCAACCAGGAAACCCCUCCCAGACAGCCGAACCUCCCGUCCUGCUGGACCUUCCAGAGAACAGAUCCACACUCCUGCUGGCGCGAGAUGCCCCGGACAGAUGCACCAGUCAGUUCGAUGCCGUGGCCCAAAUACGAGGGGAGGCCUUCUUCUUCAAAGGGAAAUACUUUUGGCGACUAACUCGAGAGAAGCACCUGGUGUCUCUUCGUCCAGCUCAGAUUCAUCGUUUCUGGAGGGGCCUUCCUCCCAAUCUGGACAGUGUGGAUGCUGUGUAUGAGAGACCAGGGGACCACAAAAUAGUAUUUUUCAAAGGUCUAAAAUAUUGGGUAUUUAAAGACAAUAAUGUGGAGGAGGGUUACCCACGUCCAAUCAGUGACUUCGGUCUACCGAUGGAAGGAGUGGAUGCAGCCUUCGUCUGGCUUCACAACGACAAAACCUACUUCUUCAAGGACAACCACUACUGGCGCUACGACGACCACCAGAGACGAAUGGACCUGGGCUACCCUAAAGACAGCACGCUGUGGAAGGGGCUGCCGCCACAGCUGGACGACGCCAUGAGGUGGUCUGAUGGCUCGUCCUACUUCUUCAAGGGGAAGGAGUACUGGCGAGUGCCGGGCAGCGACAUGGAGGUGGAGGCGGGAUUCCCUCGCCUCAUCGCUAAGGACUGGCUGCUGUGCACCGAGAUGCAGGCGGACUCUCCGGACACGGAGCCCAAAAACACAGAGACGAGAGUCAACGUGCACCGACACCCGGACCACGCGGAGAACGGAUACGAGGUUUGCUCCUGCACCUCGGACACCGCCUCGCCUUUAGGUGUUGGCCUCUCCCCGUCUCCUCUCUGGCUGCUGCCGCCUCUCUGGACGCUGUCGCUGGCCCUCCGCUCUGAGCCGCUAUGAUGCUAAAGCUCGGGUCAACAUCCUCCAGCUGGGUGCAGCAGAGAGACUCGCUGAUGGAGGGCCGGCGGACGCUCAGCCAAAACACAAAUGGGAAAAUUUUGUUCAUAUAAAUAUGGAUUGGUAUGUUU